This is a messenger RNA of Striga hermonthica, 438 nucleotides long. NCBI's taxonomy places the organism in Eukaryota, Viridiplantae, Streptophyta, Magnoliopsida, Lamiales, Orobanchaceae. The record is from the annotation of a GenBank genome assembly.
AUGACAUGUGGAGACGGUCCUUUGGGUUCCCAACCUUUGUGGAGAGCGAUAUGGCAAUCGCCGGGCCCUCAAUGUAUAAGGAUCUUUCUAUGGUUGCUUACGAAAAAUCGACUCCUUACUAAUGCGGGGAGUAGCCGAAGGAACUUGACGGACUCUACCCUAUGCGUGAAGUGCGAUCAUACCGAGGAGACAACGCUGCAUGUUGUCUGUGAUUGUCAACUAGCAGCAAAAAUUUGGCGUCGGUUUUUUCCAGUGUGGAAGCUUUGGAAGUGGCAGAAUGAGUUAAUCUUCAGGCGAGCUCGGGAUGUGGCAAUGUGUGUGCGUGAAAUUCACACCUAUAUUGACGGACUGACGAAGAUGCUAGGCGGAACCAAAGAGCUCGGGGGACGGGCCGACUACGAGUUCCUCGAUGGAUUUGAUGGGAAAGAACUUUGCUAA